Pantherophis guttatus is the source of this 1452-nucleotide messenger RNA. RefSeq lists its product as uncharacterized. The record is from RefSeq and is a predicted model, not a curated record. Gene Ontology annotation, cellular component: plasma membrane. Gene Ontology annotation, molecular function: protein binding. Lineage: Eukaryota; Metazoa; Chordata; Lepidosauria; Squamata; Colubridae.
AUGUACCUCUUGUUUAUAGCUGCUCUUUUCUUUUCUGUUCAUGGGGCUGAUACCUCCAAGAUUUGCCCCCAUCUAUGCUUCUGCUAUGAAUCCUCCAGUUUUGUGGACUGUCACAAUCGGCACUUGGCCCGUGUUCCUCAUGGCAUCCCUCACAAUACAUGGAUGCUGAACUUGAGACACAACAACUUGAGUGGGCUAGAGGUAGGCUGCUUUGAUUCUUUGUGGUCUUUGAAGAUCCUUCUUCUGUCCCACAAUUCCAUUGCAAAGAUUUGGCCCCAAACAUUCACGUCCCUGAGUUUCCUGGAGAAGAUGGACCUCAGCUACAACCUGCUUGCUCGCUUACCACAUGACUUCUCAAAUGAAUUGACUUCCCUGAAGGAUCUUAAGGUGGCCCACAACUGUUUGAUAGCUUUGGGUUUUGAAAGCUUGCAGUAUAUGGAGAACUUGGAGAAACUGGACUUGAGCCACAAUCUGGUCUCUUCAAUUGAGAAAGGAACUUUCCGAGGACUCUCCAGGCUCCGACAUCUCUACCUUCAGGCUAACAGGCUUACAGUUAUCUAUAAUGGCUUCUUUUUUAUGCUCCAGAACCUGGAAGUUCUUUUGCUUAACAGGAACAACAUCAGCUUCAUUGAAGUGGAGGCUUUCACUUCAUUGCACAACAUGAAUUUUCUGGCUUUAACUGGCAACCGGCUCAUCCACCUAAAAUUUAAGACUUUCCUGAAUAUCCAAACAGUCAGCACCCACAUCCAGCUGGCUGGUAACCCAUGGGCCUGCGACUGUGAUCUCCAAAGGGUUUUUGGCAAAAUCACGAGUGUUCGGCAUCUUCAUGUGGAUGAUUAUGAGAACCUCACCUGUUUCAGUCCUUGGCAAUUAGCUGGCUUGCCUCUUGUUUCUGUGGACAGUCAGCUGUGCAUGGCAGAGACAGCCACUGUCUUGGUGAUCACAGUUACUGUCCUGGUGACAGUGAUUGCUGCCAUUGUGAUGGCAGAAAGGAACAGGAAGAAGAAUCAGGAGAAGAACUGGAAUGAAUUGGAAGGGCCUUUUGACUCGCAGGAGAAAUAAGACAAGAGACAUGAAAUAGUCUUUUGGUGCUUUUCAAAUGUUGUUUUACUAUGAUUCUUUAAACCUGAUCUAAAAUUCCAAAUUCUGCUUGUUUUUUUUUUUUUUAGUCAACUUGGCUAAAAUUCCAGAUGUGCUGGAAUUGCUUGUGGCUCCAUGGGCAUCCACAGCAGGGGCAAGUGAUGUCACGUGCAUGACGACAUCAUUGCACAAAUGAUGCAAAUUAUGUAAUUUGCAUUCAGUCAUGUUGUGCCUAUUACAUAUAUUCUUUGUGCUGUCUGUUUAUGUAUUUAUUUGAUUUAUAUUCUGCCUUUCAUUCAAGGUGACAAAGAUAGUGCUUCCUCCUCCUAUUCCCCCCCCCAACAAUAAUCCUAUGCGCUAGAUCGAACUGAA